CGAAGAUGAAGCAAAUCAUAUACUUAUUACUCAUGUGCUCCGUUUCUUGCGUCUUGGCGCAAAAACCAACGGAUUCCUGCAAAACACCGAACGGCGAGACGGCCAAAUGCAUUUCAAUCUUCUCCUGUCCGAACCUCUACAAAGCAGGGAAAAGCAGUAAUCCGGAUGUUAUACAAUUCGUGCAGGAUUCGAUUUGCAGGAAAUCGUCUUUCAACGUCUUCGUGUGCUGCGGCUCGGAUGCCGCCUACAAAAAGAAAGCACCGGUCGUGUUAAACGAACAUGAUUGUAGUAAUCUGAAUGUCGAUUUCAAGAAGUUGUGGGAAAACGGAAUGAGUUUAGACACGUCACCGUCGAUGGCCUUGCUCGAAUACGAGAGUUUGCUUACCGGUGAGCGCAGUUUUAGAUGCAAAGGUAGCAUCAUCGGGAAAAGACACGUCCUGACACCUACCCACUGCGUAACCGGAAGUUACAUCAAAGAUUACAAAUUAGUGAACAUCCGACUUGGUGAAUGGAACAUUUCUACUUCCAGAGAUUGCAUCAAGUUUGGUAAUGAAAUGGUGUGCAGUAAUCCUGGCUUGAACGUGGGAUUCGAGAGGGUAACAGCAUACAAAGACGAUCCAAAAUACAACGACAUUUCUCUGAUCAAGUUGAACAGAAACAUCACAUACUCAAAAACUGUGAGUCCGAUUUGCUUUCCAACGCAGCAAAAGCAACUGACCGUUCCUGGUUGGGGUCUAACUGAGAACGGUGUGCAGAGCGAUGUGAAGCUGAAAGUUCAGGUGCCCAUCAUUAACAAUAAGGAUUGCUGCAAGAAAGUUGGAAAGUUAUUUGAAGUUAGGAAUACUCAGAUUUGUGCUGGCGGCGAACUUGGAAAGGAUUCUUGUAAGGGUGACAGCGGUGGGCCGUUGAUGCAUAGGGAUAUUGAGAAUGAUCAGUGGACUAUGGAAGGUAUAGUUUCGUUGGGAAUUGGAUGUGGAAGAGAAGGAUGGCCCGGUAUUUACACCAAUGUCCGAUCGUACAUCAGUUGGAUCAAGGAGCACGCAAUUUAACACAGCUGAAGAAUUUUCAUUAUUUCUUAGUAUUGUGCAUUAAAUAUAACUUCUUUUCAUAUAGUUCUAAGUUCAUUUCUGUAUAUUAUAU
Molecule: messenger RNA, 1140 nt
Organism: Nicrophorus vespilloides
Lineage: Eukaryota; Metazoa; Arthropoda; Insecta; Coleoptera; Silphidae
Product: trypsin-1-like
Exons: 5
Coding region: 6-1049 (347 amino acids)
Biological process (GO): proteolysis
Molecular function (GO): serine-type endopeptidase activity
Source: RefSeq, a predicted model, not a curated record